UUGACACCUCCUGAGAUUUCCCCUUUCCCAGCUGGUCCUUGGACUGGGCAGCUCCCAUGUGGGGCUGGGAGGUGAUGGCAGGGGCUGGGCAGCUGCAGGAGGGGAUGUGGUUUGCUGGGUGUUGCAGGGAUCUGACUUUGCUCUGACCACAGUAGAUUUGGGCUGGAGAUUGCAGAGAAACCAUCUGAUGGGGUGGAAAGGGGCUGAGCGCAUCACGGGCUUCCUGGGGCUGCAGCCCCCGGCGCAGUUCCUCAUUCUGCUCGCACUCAGGCCUUAGGCUCGGUGGAGCUGGGCUCUAGGGCAUUGGUGGCAGCGCUGAGGGGUCCCCACUGCCCCGUCAUGUCGUCUGCUCUCACCGUCCUCCUCCUCGGCUGCUGGCUGGCCGGGCACAGCGGGGUGUGGGGAGGAAUCGCUCCCGGCGGUCCUCCCCCUGGGAACCGGCACCGCCGUGGCCAGCCAGGGCCCUCAGCUUCUCCAAGGGGGGAUCCUCCUGCAGCUCCGUCUGGAAUUCAGCUGCUGGGUUGGAGAACACAGCCCUGGCUGGUGAUGCCUCAGUUUCCCACUUUGGGACGGAGGCUCCGGCCCAGCCCUCUCAAGCCCCCCCCUCGGCGCUUCGGCCCCCCCACUCAGGAGGUCCCACGUCCCUCGCUGGCUCCGGCUCCGGGUAAGGACACUCUGAGUGCUAUCCGGCCAGUUCUCCAAGUCAUUACCCACUAGCACCUCGGUGGGUGAUUGUG
This is a messenger RNA of Trachemys scripta elegans, 737 nucleotides long. Its product is annotated as basic proline-rich protein-like. NCBI's taxonomy places the organism in Eukaryota, Metazoa, Chordata, Testudines, Emydidae. The record is from RefSeq and is a predicted model, not a curated record. The transcript has 3 exons. The coding region runs from base 340 to 717 and encodes 125 amino acids.